AUGACGUCCAACUACAUUAUUCACAUCGGCAACAACAUUGUAAAUAAGCGAUUAAAAAUCAAUGAGUACCUUAGCAAAAACGAGCGGAGGAUAAUUGAAAAAAACACAAGCGCCUUUUUCUACAUUCUAAUUAACCUCAUUUUUGACGUGCCAAUUGAGCGAUUCCGGUUGGUCAUAAAUAGAAAAUACGUUUUUCUCAAGAAGAAAAAAAAAGUCGAUGUCGUCUUCACGAUAACAAAGAAGUUAAUCAUAAUGAACAAUAUCAGCGUAAAGGAAAGGUUCCUCUGUUUUGGGGAUGGAAGAGGUGCAGACGGGAGAAGUGCGGACGAGAGUGAUGGUACCUGUUGUCCCACACCGGCUGAUUACAUCCCCCCCGAAUGCGAAGCCCCAGUCACCGACGCAAAUGUCAGCCUCUUUCCCACGUGGCGCUUCCGCCCCAAGACGGUCUUCCUAGACAAAACAAUUAGAAAGAACAACCCACUGAUGAAUGAAAAAAAAGAUAUUUCUCAUCACAGCAUCAUGUCGAGCCUGCUUACGAAUGCAAAUGGAGAAAAGUUACUGGACUCGAUAAAAUCCCUAAACAACUAUGAUGAGCCUCCCGUCCAAUGGACUAGCACUUCAAUUCACUGUUUAAACCUCCUUGGGAAUAUAAGAAGUGAAUACAAAGAGGAAGUGAAAAAAAAAUUAUCCUCAUACAACUCCUUCUACUUCAAAGAAAUUAAAAACAAAAUGAAUCCCUUUAAGACCAAGUCAAGUGAGGAAUGCUACUGCCCCAGGGGAACCCCCCACUGUGACACUAGGAAAGUACACAUUUCUGGUAGCGAAAAUAACUUCUGUCAGCAAAGAAGCAUCAUAUUGAUUAAAAAAAGUGACAACAAAUCGGGAAUAAACAUUUUUGAUGAAUUCCUGGACAUUUAUGUGCUGUUUCGUUUGAAGGGGGGUAAGGGAGGGUUUGGAGCUAAUCUGCGAAAUAAAAAAAAAAAAAAAAAAAAAAAAAAAAAAAACAUCCUUGAUGAUGCCUCCAGAAAUAUAAGAGGAAAUAGAGUCCUUCUCGAUACGAUCAAGCAAACUACAGAAAAUCUGAUCAGCAAAAGAGAAAAAGAACAGAUCCUACUGGAAAAGCUUAACAGUGCCCCGCCCCUCAUUCAGGAGCUCUCCUAUGACAACGCGGACGAAUUGGAGAACAGGGGGGCGAUCCCAAGAGGUGAACCGGUUGGCCAAGCGCCCGAUCAGCGGAGAGACCAAUCCGCGGAUCACCACCCCCAUGGAGAAGACGCGCAAAUGCAGACAACGUUCCACCGGAGAAGCAACCUGCACGAUAUUGUGUACAACGGAAUAGUCCAGGAGGGGAAGCAGAAAAAAGAUAAGACAAAGAAAAAAAUCGACAAAGAUAAACGGGAAAAAAGUAGGAACCUGAAGUCGAUUGAAAAUAUGUACACCUGUUUGUGA
Plasmodium inui San Antonio 1 is the source of this 1449-nucleotide messenger RNA. RefSeq lists its product as hypothetical. The transcript has a single exon. The record is from RefSeq and is a predicted model, not a curated record. NCBI's taxonomy places the organism in Eukaryota, Apicomplexa, Aconoidasida, Haemosporida, Plasmodiidae. The coding region runs from base 1 to 1449 and encodes 482 amino acids.